UCUCUCCUCCAGACCUAGCCGCUGCCGGUCGCCAGUUUCUCGUCUGGCAGCCGCGUAGAGCCCGUGUCAGGACACGAUGGCGAUGAGGAGAUUGACGGCGGCGGCCCUCACUAGACGCGCCCUUCCUCCGUGCCGCCGCGCUCUCUGCUCCGGCGCGCCGCUGGGCCCGGAGCUGGACGCGGCGGUGCGCGACGUCGUGUGCUCCGGGUCCGGGAGCCUCGACGAGGUGGGGAGCAGGCUGGACCGGCUGGGCGUGGCCGUAUCGCCGGCCCUGGUCGGGCGCGUGAUCGACUCGUGCGGGGAGAGCGGCGGCGUCGGCUCGGGCAGGAGGCUCCUGCGUUUCCUGGCGUGGUGCCGGUCCAAGGACCCCGGGGCGUUGGGGGAGGGAGCGCUCGAUAGGGCGAUUGGGGUGCUCGCACGGGCUGGGGACCUAACCGCGAUGCGAAUUGCCAUUGCUGAUGUGGAGAAGGAUGGCCGAAGGAUGGCUCCGGAGACCUUUACCACCGUGGUCGAGGCCCUUGUCGAUGCGGGGAAUGAGGAUGAGGCGGUCCGGCUGUUCAGAGGCCUGGAGAGGCAGAAAUUGCUUCCUGAGCGCGGUGACAGUGUCAGAGGAGAUGGCGUAUGGUCGAGCAGCCUUGCCACGGUUCAGGCAUUGUGUAAGAGGGGCCACGCCCGCGAGGCGCAGGGUGUGGUGUGGCACCACAAGAGCGAACUAUCGGUAGAGCCUAUGGUUAGCAUUGUUGAACGUAGCCUUCUCCAUGGUUGGUGCGUUCAUGGGAACGCUAAGGAGGCUCGGAGAGUCCUUGAUGAGAUGAAAUCUGCAGGCGUUCCGUUGGGCUUGCCAUCGUUCAAUGAUUUUCUCCAUUGUGUGUGCCAUAGAAACCUCAAGUUCAAUCCCUCUGCCCUUGUUCCGGAGGCUAUGGAUAUAUUAGCAGAGAUGAGGUCCUAUGGUGUUGCCCCAGCUGCUUCUAGCUUCAACAUAUUACUUUCAUGUUUAGGCCGAGCAAGAAGAGUGAAAGAAGCUUAUAGAAUCUUGUACCUGAUGAUAGAAGGAAAGGCAGGGUGCUCACCUGACUGGGUUAGCUACUAUCUUGUGGGUAGGGUCCUCUAUUUGACUGGGAGAAUCAUUAGAGGGAAAAGGCUUGUACAUGCCAUGCUUGAAAAUGGGGUGCUUCCAACUGCUAAGUUUUUCCAUGGCCUUAUAGGUGUCCUUUGUGGAACUGAGCAAGUUGACCAUGCUCUUGAUAUGUUCAGACUCAUGGAAAGUUGUGAGUUAGUGGACACUCAUAUAUACGACCUCCUUAUAGAAAAGCUUUGUAGGAAUGGUAGAUUUGAGCUUGGAAGAGAGCUCUGGGAUGAUGCUACAAAGAGUGGCCUUGUGUUAGGAUGCUCAGAGGAUCUGUUGGAUCCCUUGAAGACAGAGGUAUUCAGACCAGCUUGUCCAGCACAAAGAUUAAGUCCUCAGAGCUAUAAGCGUCUGACACAAAGAAAGAAGAUUACUGCUGUUGGACAAAAAGAACACUGCUACCACAGCCUCAAGGAAGAAGUAGGGAGUGUAGCUUUGUUCAAGUGCUUGUUAUACUUCAUGGAUAAUUCUCAGGAUCAAGAACAUGAUUUUGGUGUAUUGCUGAAGCAGGGGGCAGAAGGGAGGGUAUUUGUUUCAACAUUUGUGGGACGGAAAUGUGUAAUCAAAGAGCGCUUUUCGAAGAAGUACCGGCACCCAUUGUUGGAUGCAAAGUUGACUCUAAAGCGCUUAAAUGCUGAAGCUCGGUGCAUGACAAAAGCAAGACGGCUUGGUGUUCCUACCCCAGUUCUUUAUGCUGUGGAUCCGCUUCUGCAUACUUUGACCUUUGAGUAUGUGGAUGGCUUGUCUGUCAAGGAUAUACUUCUUGGGUUUGGUUCAAAUGGGGUUAAUGAGGAACGUCUGAAUGAUAUUGCCACACAGAUAGGGAAUGCAAUCGGGAAACUACAUGAUGGAGGCCUGGUUCAUGGUGAUUUGACCACGUCAAACAUGAUAAUCAAGAACAGCAACAAUCAAUUGGUUCUUAUUGAUUUUGGUCUGAGCUUCACAUCAACAAUCCCCGAGGACAAAGCGGUGGACCUAUAUGUGCUAGAGAGAGCUUUGAUUUCGAUGCAUUCAUCCUGUGGGGAUGUGAUGGAGAAGAUCCUGGCGGCGUACAGAAAGUCUUCGAAGCAGUGGUGCUCCACCCAGAACAAGCUGGCUCAAGUGAGGCAACGGGGCAGGAAGCGCACGAUGGUCGGAUAAAACCUGCUGCCUGGAUAUAUUUGAAAGAAAGGCGAUCUAAAUUAUGAACCAGAAGUAUUCACGGCUCCCGCAUGAACCGAUUCCGUUGCUGUGUUUUUAAGCGACCGAUAGCGGCUUUGCCUGCUGUAUCAUUUGUACUGCUUGGAACCCAAUUGCGUCAGCGCCAGAAGUAGCGUUGCUCUGAACUGGGCAUGGUUACGUGUAUUCUGCUAGUCUGUGUGUCGUGAUCUCACCGGGCUCGUGGGCCUGAUAGGCUUGAUGUGGGCAUGUGGUAGAGGGCUCUCGCUGACUGUAUUGGGCUGUAUGUUUGAAAUGGCCGGAGUGGCAAAGAAUGAACUCUCCUUCGCCGCCACGGUCAUUUUCACU
Messenger RNA from Setaria italica (foxtail millet), 2632 nucleotides. Its product is annotated as pentatricopeptide repeat-containing protein At5g61370, mitochondrial. Gene Ontology annotation, cellular component: EKC/KEOPS complex; nucleus; cytosol. The record is from RefSeq and is a predicted model, not a curated record. Gene Ontology annotation, biological process: protein phosphorylation. NCBI's taxonomy places the organism in Eukaryota, Viridiplantae, Streptophyta, Magnoliopsida, Poales, Poaceae. Gene Ontology annotation, molecular function: protein serine/threonine kinase activity; protein binding; ATP binding.